AUGGACGGGGCUGGGAGCGUGGGUACCCCUGGUAGUGCUGGGGGCUCUGGAGGAGACAGCCUGCCAAGGCGGACUGACGGGGACCCAAAGAGGCGCAGUAAAGGCAGCCUGCCCUCCCCAGGUUACAGACUGUCCCAAGCAUCACUGGAGGGAGAAAGGGGCUCCUUCGGUGCAGACAGCUCUUCACUGGGUGGACGUGGUCGUCGUCUUUCCAUCAUGAGUUCCUCCCCAAGGGAUGGCCUUUCCUUUCGCACAGCGGGCACUCCAACCACACCGGUACCCCUGCCUCUGCCCCCACCAUCCUCCUCAUCCUCAGCCCAUCCUCCACCUCUUCCACGCUCAGUGGGCUUCGCCACGCCCCGCACUGCCCUGGCCUCCACCUCGUCCACUGGGACAGGAGUCAUGGUAGUGGCAACCGGUGCAGAGACGACCACCACGGCCUGUAACACCACUGCAGCUGGGACCCCCGAAACUAUGGGUCAGUCCGGGCUUGGUGGGUUUGGCAUAAGCCUGGAUGGAGAGGAUUACAGCAACUCCAACCAGAGCACCUUCAUCCAGAGGCAGUUUGGAGCCAUGCUUCAGCCAGGGGUCAACAAGUUCAGCCUGCGGAUGUUUGGAUCCCACAAAGCUGUGGCCUUGGAGCAGGAAAGACUCAAAUCAGCAGGAGCGUGGAUCAUACACCCUUACAGUGACUUCAGAUUCUACUGGGACCUGUUGAUGUUGGUGCUGAUGAUGGGCAACUUGAUCGUCCUGCCAGUGGGGAUCACAUUCUUUCGAGAUGAGAAUACUCCUUCAUGGAUCAUCUUCAACGUGGUCUCUGACACCCUCUUCAUGGUUGACCUGGUUCUCAACUUCAGAACCGGCAUCGUGAAGGAAGACAGCACCGAGAUAUUGCUUGACCCCAAGGAAAUCCACCAGAACUACCUGAGGAGCUGGUUCCUUGUGGACUUUGUGUCAUCCAUCCCUGUGGACUACAUCUUCCUGAUGGUGGACAGUCUGGACUCGGAGGUCUACAGGACAGCCCGGGCGCUGCGGAUUGUCCGCUUCACUAAAAUCCUUAGCCUGCUCCGGCUGCUCCGCCUGUCCCGACUUAUCCGCUACAUUCACCAGUGGGAGGAGAUCUUCCAUAUGACCUACGACCUUGCCAGUGCCAUGGUUAGGAUAGUAAACUUGAUCGGUAUGAUGCUCCUGUUGUGCCACUGGGAUGGUUGCCUCCAGUUUCUGGUCCCCAUGCUGCAGGACUUCCCUUCUGAUUGCUGGGUUUCCAAGAACCUGAUGGUGAAUGACACAUGGGGCGUGCAGUACUCCUAUGCUCUAUUCAAAGCCAUGAGCCAUAUGUUGUGUAUUGGGUACGGCGCCCAGGCUCCUGAGGGGAUGACUGAUGUGUGGCUCACCAUGCUCAGUAUGAUCGUUGGCGCCACCUGCUACGCCAUGUUUAUUGGCCACGCCACCGCUCUCAUACAGUCACUGGACUCCUCACGACGGCAGUACCAAGAGAAGUACAAGCAGGUGGAGCAGUAUAUGUCCUUUCAUAAGCUUCCUGCAGACCUGCGACAAAAGAUCCAUGAGUAUUACGAGCAUCGCUUCCAGGGGAAAAUGUUUGAUGAGGAGAACAUUCUGGGAGAGCUUAGUGAGCCACUGAAAGAGGAGAUAGUCAGUUUCAACUGCCGGAGCCUGGUGGCCAACAUGCCGCUGUUUGCCAACGCCGAUCCCAACUUUGUAACUGCUGUGCUGACCAAGCUCCGCUUUGAGGUGUUUCAGCCAGCUGACUUUAUCAUACGUGAAGGAACGGUUGGACGCAAGAUGUAUUUCAUUCAGCAUGGACGAGUCAGUGUGCUGACCCGUGGCAACAAGGAAACCAAACUGAGUGACGGGUCUUACUUUGGGGAGAUCUGUUUGUUGACGCGUGGACGAAGAACAGCCAGCGUUCGUUCAGAUACAUACUGCCGUUUGUACUCGCUCAGCGUGGACAGCUUUAACGAGGUUUUGGAGGAACACCCAAUGAUGCGACGUGCCUUUGAAACUGUUGCUGUGGACCGUUUGGACCGUAUUGGAAGGAAGAACUCUAUGCUGCUUCGGAAGUCGUCCCAAGUUGGCUCUCUUGGAGGUAGUAUGGGUCGUGGUGGAGGCCGUGGUGGAGGUCCUGGAGGUGCAGGUGGCCUUGCGGCAGGCGGUUUGGGGUCCUGUGACAGCAUGCUAGUGCAGCAGAUUGUUAAACACGACAGCAUGCCAGCCAUGCAGGACACCAUUGCAGCUGCUGCUGCAGGAAGAAGUGGUGUGAUUGGAGGGAGUGGCACAGUGUCCCCUCGACCACGCCCUGUUAUCUGGGCACCACUGGUCCAUGCUCCGCUGCAGACUGCAGCUGCCACCAGUAAUGUAGCCAUUGCAUUAAUGCACCAGCAGCAGCAACAACAGCAGCAGCUUCAGCAGCUCCAGCAGCAGCAUGCUCUUGCAGGAGGUUUCUUCCUGCCUUCACCUCUGAUUUCCCCUUCUCCUUCAUCCUCCUUUCCUCUCUCCUCUCCUCGUGCUCCUGUGCUACAACCCCUUCGCCCCUCUGUGAGCUCUCUUAUUGGGAUGAUGACGAUAGGAGGAAUGAGUGGUUUGUCUCCAAGAGGAUUUCCCAUUUCCCCUUCGACUAUGGGCCCACCAGGUGGGGUGACAUCACCUCCAGUUGCUAAAACUCCACCAGCUCCAGCCUCAUCUGUCCCAACUUCUGUUCAACAAGGACGGACUCUUCAUUACGGUCCUCGCUUUCCGUCUGAUCAUUCCUCGUUACCUGCCGGAGCAGUUGUUAUCCCGACAGGGGGAGGGCCAGCUUCACCACUUCACAAGGUACCAACCCCCACCCCACCUGCUUCUUCCAGUGGACCAUCCGAUGGGAAUGCGUAUCAGCAGGGUGCAAAAGAGGCUCUGCUACGUCAUGGAGGAAACAGCGGUCAGGGUCUACCAGCAUUGGGCAGACUCACCCAAGAGGCCAGGCUGAUGUCGGCCUCUCAGCCCACUUUGCCUCAUCGUUCCUGGGCUGCAGUGCAGUCUCAUCCUCCUCUCCACCGGAAGGCAUCUGGUGGGAAUUUGUUGGCAACUCCUUUCCUUGCAGGACAGUUGGUCCAGGGCAGCAGUGCUGGCAUACUGACCUCUAACCCUCCACUUCAGCUGUUGACAAAUAUACCAUUUACUGCCCAAGCAGUUCCUGCAAACAUAGCCCAGUACACACAAUCUGCAGCUCAUGCUGCCUCUGUACCUAUACCUACAGCUGCACACAUACCUUCUACACAUGCAUUGCCACCCUCCUCUCCUCCAAAACAGGCCUCACUAUCCUCAGGCACUCCUUCAUUUCCUUCAUCUUUACUUUCCCAGACAACUUACCCAAAGCCAAUCCCAACAACCCCUUCUCGCUCCUCCUCCCCUCCACCCUGCUCCACUCCACCUUCAGCGGGAGCCAGCCCGCUAUCCACUCCUCGUCCCAAACCGAUUCCCACACCCUCUCCUCGAUCCUCCUCCCCUUCUCCAUCCUCCACGCCUCCUUCUUCUUCUGUUUCAACCCCAGUUCCUCUGUCUCAACUCUAUGGGCCCAGGUCAUCUCUUACUUCCUCCUCUCCCCCAUCCUCUUUGCUCUCCUCUUCUCCACCACAUCCUCAGAGCCCCAGAGCAAAGGCAUCCAACACCCCCCCUUCUGCCUCACCAUUGUCUGGUCCCAGUCCUGCCCUGACCCCAGUUGCUUCACCAGCAAUAACUCCCACCCAGACAACUCGUACCCGACCUUCCACUCCAACCCAGACAAUCACGCCCGCCUCCUCUCCAUCCCCUGUCCCUGCAACAUUUGGCCCCUCUUUGAGUAAAUCCCAGAGUCCGACACCUUGUCUCCAGUCCUCUGUCUCAAGCUCAUCUAGAGGUCCCACCUCAAGCCAGACCCCAAAGCAAACCUCACCUCUUACUCCAAACCAAACUUCAACCUCUGCCUCCACACCUGUAACCACCAACACCCCAACAAAAGUUACUUUCUCUGUUCAUCCUGUUAAACAAACCUCCCCUGUCCUUAUUCAAUGCUCCACUUCCAGUUCGAGCAGAACCACCCAAAAACUCCCAUCAACACCUUCACCUUCAACAACUAUUUGUCCAAAUAUUCAGUCCUCUCAGGCAUCUACCACUGCACCCACCCAGACAGCACAUUCAGCCAACUCCACCACACCUAAAGGUGGGAAACAGGACCCUCAGCUGACACUCACCAGAACAGACUCAGAAGGACUUAGGCACAAACUGCCAGCGAACAUGUAA
Molecule: messenger RNA, 4275 nt
Organism: Nematolebias whitei (Rio pearlfish)
Lineage: Eukaryota; Metazoa; Chordata; Actinopteri; Cyprinodontiformes; Rivulidae
Product: potassium/sodium hyperpolarization-activated cyclic nucleotide-gated channel 1-like
Exons: 11
Coding region: 1-4275 (1424 amino acids)
Biological process (GO): transmembrane transport; potassium ion transport
Cellular component (GO): membrane
Molecular function (GO): voltage-gated potassium channel activity
Source: RefSeq, a predicted model, not a curated record